Molecule: messenger RNA, 1483 nt
Organism: Leptinotarsa decemlineata (Colorado potato beetle)
Lineage: Eukaryota; Metazoa; Arthropoda; Insecta; Coleoptera; Chrysomelidae
Source: RefSeq, a predicted model, not a curated record
AUUAUCACAACAGUUCAAGUGGAACUGCUUGAAUCCAUUUACUGAAGAAAAUAAAUUUUCAUCAAUAUAUUCGUAUUCGAUCUCAUAGAUGAGAAAUUGUAUGGGUAACAAUUUUGAACUCCGCCCAAUAAUCAAGUGUUACAAGUAUCAUUCUAAAGUAGCCAUAAUUACUCGAAAUUUGAACGUGUUGAAUUCCUUUCGAUCGUUAAAAACUAUUAUGAAUCGUUAUAUUUUUUGUUCGAACCAUCAUAACCGUCAUUAUUUUUUACAUAACGCUCCGCGAGCUAGCCCGAUCCUGUUUCCUCUGGCAUCGCGUGUCUUCUCUCCGCAAGUAUAAAAAGUUUCUUUUGCACUGAACUUCACAGAUAAGUAUAUCGUGAUGCGGUAAACAUGGUUUCGAAUAAUGUUUUUCUAUUCAGAGUAAUAAUUUUUUUGUGGGUAUUUUGUGCCGCUUUGUGUGAGCUCCGAAAAAGAGAUGUUCACAGAAUCGUGAUCGAAGAAAUGGUUCCAAGAAGCCACAAAAAAGGGCAUAUCAAUCCACACGGGCAUGGCCAUAAGGGCCAUUCCGGCCAUGGUUACAACAGUAAAAACAAGAAAGGAAAGCGUGUCCACAAAAGUCAAGGAUCAGAGACGAGUAGCUCUGAGGACAGUAGCAGUUACAGCAGGGAAAAUAGUUUCGAGGAUGUUUUCUAUGGCCGCCAGAAGCAGAAACCUUACCACAAAAAGAAGCCCUCCCACAAUCGACCCUCGUAUCCAACAAACUUAGAAAUCGAAGAGUCAAGGCGGCAUCAGUACAGAGAACCAAAACCACAUUCUGACAAUGACUGGGUUCCACUCAACGCUGAACAGAUAAUCCAACACUCGCACGAAAACUACAGGAAUCCUGAUAAGAGAAAGAAAAGGAAGGAGCAGAAAAUUAAAAGCAGGAAACAAAGCAGUAAGAAUACGAAACAACACCAUAUUUCAGAGUAUACCACUUCAUAUCCACUGAUAAAUUUCGAUACUUCCACUCUUUAUGCAUCAUUGCCCGUUUUAUCCGGUACCUUCACUGACUUCGACGGCAAAGUUUUACAAACCAACCAGUCGCCUAUAUUUAAUCCCUUUGAACAACCAAAAGUUGACUACUCCAGUUCAAAAGAUAAUUUAGAUCGUUUGAGAAAUCAUCGCUCAAGUUAUGGUGUAAGGGAAGCUAGUGAAGCUGACAUUGGUUCUUUCAUUUUGGUACCUGAUAGCAAAUCUGAGGACUCUCUAGAUGACCAACAUCGUAAAGUGGUCACUGAAGCCAACAAAUCAAACAGAAAUAGAGGUUCAGUAACAUACUAAUCACAGCAAAGAACCUUUCAAAUAACUAAUCUUUAAACAGAGUGAAUCAUACAAUUGUUAAUGCUUGUAAUAAUCGAUAGACUAUACUCAUUCCAUUGUAUCACAUGAAAAUCUCCUUCAAGGUGAUCGUUCAAUACAAGAUAUAAUUUCAAUCAAUCAA